UUGUAAACAUUUUGGACAGAAUUCAAAAUGAUGAAGUUAAAGAUGUAAUAAUAAGUGAUACACUAAUUAAAAGAUACGCAGUCUUAAAAAUGGAGGGUCUUGGAGAUAAAGAGGAUCAACAGACCAACGAUAUUUACAUUGUUACACAAAAGGCAAGAACUCUUGGAAGGUUGGUUCUAGAAGCAAAGAAGAUUAAUAAAAAUGGUAUCAUCAAUAUGGAUUCUUUGUUAAAACCAGAAAAUUUUGAUUUGGUCGUUAAAUGUGCCAAAAGAAUGUCGCAUGAACGUGACGUUUUGUCCUUAGGACGAUUUCUAGGAAAUCUUCUAGGCCAUAUUAUCCAAGUUAAAAUCGGCCAGAGUUUUAGGGAUAAUAACGAGGUGAAGAUCAAAGAAGCAUCAGGUUUCCAAAAACUAUAUGAAUCUGAAUGGAAUAACAGAGUUAAUUCAGUAUGCUUAAAAAAACACAACAUUUUGAACAGAAAACAAUUGCAGACUAUACCCAUUACGGAAGAUUUAAAAACUUUCAGACAAUUCAUUACCGACAACAUGAAAUCUGCAAAAGAUUCUUUAAACACAGAUAGAACAUUUGAAAACUGGAACAGGCUAUCGAAACUCACACUUUGCAGACUUAUUCUGUUCAACAAGAGGAGGAGAGCUGAAGUAAUAGAGCUUAAAGUGGACGAUUAUGAAAAGAGACCGAAAUGGAAUGAAGAUACAAAUCAAGAAAUCAUGUUGUCUCUUUCUAAAACUGAUCAGAUUCUUUCUAGAAGGAUGGAUAUGAUGAUAUCUGGCGGAAAAUCACGCAAAAAUGUUGACGCAUAUGUUUUGUUUCCCCCUGACUGUAAACAGUCUGCAGACUUAAUGAUGGCAACGAGAGCCGAAGCCGGAAUAAGACAUUCCAAUCCUUACCUCUUUGCCAGACAUUACUCAGACACUCCAUUAUCAGGGAAUUUGGAAAUGAGGGAACUAGCAGAAAGUUUUCCAGGCUUAAAGUAUCCCGAAAGAAUAAAUUCCAGAUUAUUGAGAAAGUACACGGCAACUGUAUCCCAGUUACAACCGUGA
This is a messenger RNA of Patella vulgata (common limpet), 1061 nucleotides long. RefSeq lists its product as uncharacterized. The record is from RefSeq and is a predicted model, not a curated record. The coding region runs from base 90 to 1061 and encodes 323 amino acids. Lineage: Eukaryota; Metazoa; Mollusca; Gastropoda; Patellidae. The transcript is spliced from 3 exons.